Molecule: messenger RNA, 824 nt
Organism: Boleophthalmus pectinirostris (great blue-spotted mudskipper)
Lineage: Eukaryota; Metazoa; Chordata; Actinopteri; Gobiiformes; Gobiidae
Gene: commd4
Product: COMM domain containing 4
Exons: 8
Coding region: 78-677 (199 amino acids)
Source: RefSeq, a predicted model, not a curated record
CGUACGUCAACAUCUUGAACCAAUCAGACGCGAGUUGACGAAAACCUGCACUUCCCCGGAUCUUCUUCCCUUGAGCCAUGAGGUUCAGAUUCUGUGGAGAUUUGGAUUGCCCAGAUUGGGUUCUUGCAGAAAUUAGCACACUGGCCAAACUGUCAAGUGUCAAGAUGAAACUACUUUGUGCACAAGUCUUAAAAGAUUUACUUGGAGAAGGCAUUGAUUAUGACAAGAUUACAAAACUUACAGCAGACGCAAAGUUCGAAAGCGGAGACGUUAAAGCGAGCGUGGCCGUGCUCAGCUUCAUCCUGUCCAACGCAGCCAAGCACGACGUGGACUGUGAGUCUCUGUCCAGCGAAUUACAGCAGCUCGGUUUGCCUAAAGAGCACACCACGGGCCUCUGCAAAUCAUACGAAGACAAACACUCCGCCCUGAGGGACAAAUUAAAGGAGACGAGCCUGAGACUGGGGCGUCUCGAGGCCGUGUCGUGGCGGGUCGAUUACACGUUAAGCUCCAGUGAAGUGAAGGACGUGAACGAGCCCAGUGUUCAGCUGAAACUGCAGGUGGAAGGAGCAGAGUCAGGGGUUUCGGAGACCGCGCUGGUGUCCAUGUCUGCUGACAAGUUCAGAGUCCUGCUUUGUGAGCUUAAACAAGCGCAGAGUCUGAUGAAUUCUCUGCAGUGAAGGAGAAAAAAACCACAGAACGUCAUGCCCAGAUGUUAAACUGCAGACUGUACUUUUUCUGUUGUGUGUUAACUGUAAAUAAUUCUGUUCUCAAUCUUGUAACACUGUUUUUGCACAGAUUUAUAUAAACGAAUUUAUUACAUUUAA